Pyrus x bretschneideri (Chinese white pear) is the source of this 4558-nucleotide messenger RNA. RefSeq lists its product as uncharacterized. The transcript is spliced from 8 exons. The record is from RefSeq and is a predicted model, not a curated record. Bases 361 to 4158 code for a protein of 1265 amino acids. Lineage: Eukaryota; Viridiplantae; Streptophyta; Magnoliopsida; Rosales; Rosaceae.
GCCUUCCCUUGUCCCUCUCCUCUCUCCAAAUAUAUGCGCAUCACCAAAUCUCAUCGUCCUCAACCAAAACCCCCAUUGCAUCGCCCUUUCUCUCUGAAUCCCUUCUCACUUCUCACCCCUGCAAUCCAAUCCAAUCCAAUUCAAUUCAACCCACCAUCCCAAUCCGAUUCACCUCCGACGCAAUUCAUUUCGAUCCGAGAACCGUCCACUCCUCGAUCUAUAAUCCCCAGAUUAAUUGUCGUUUGUUUUAUUCAUUAAAUGCUUGAUUUUUGAUCGGAUUGGAUCCGAAUCGGACGGCGAACGCUUGCCUGGGAUGGGAAGAGCCGGUGAAUGAGAAUUCUAUGAGUGCUUGAACCAAAUAUGCCCGGUUUAGCUCAGAGAAAUGACCAAUUCAGUAAUGGGUUGUCGCCCAUUUACUCACUAUCUUCGCCCAACGGAUUUUGGUCCAAGCAUCGUGACGAUGUUAGCUACAAUCAGCUCCAGAGGUUUUGGAGUGAUCUAUCACCACAAGCUCGACAGAAGCUUCUCAGGAUUGACAAGCAAACCCUUUUCGAACAAGCUCGGAAGAAUAUGUACUGCUCUAGAUGCAAUGGGUUACUGCUUGAAGGUUUUUUUCAGAUUGUCAUGUAUGGCAAGUCUUUGAAGCAGGAGGGAACAUGUGAGCAACUAUCCUGCAACAGGUCAAGGGCCUCCAAAAAUCAAAACGAUGGUGGAUCAAGUAUUACUAAUGGGUGCCAUGACGAAAUACCAGAUCCAUCUGUCCAUCCUUGGGGUGGUCUAACCAUAACGCGUGAGGGGUCGUUGACGCUGAUUGAUUGCUAUUUGUAUUGUAAGUCUCUCAAGGGACUUCAAAAUGUAUUUGACAGUGCACGUGCAAGAGAACGAGAACGUGAGUUGCUUUAUCCUGAUGCAUGUGGCGGGGGAGGUCGGGGUUGGAUAAGCCAAGGAAUGGCAAGUUAUGGCAGAGGACAUGGAACAAGAGAAACUUGUGCAUUGCACACUGCUAGGCUUUCUUGCGAUACAUUGGUUGAUUUCUGGUCAGCACUUGGAGAAGAAACUCGACAGUCCCUUCUUAGGAUGAAGGAAGAGGAUUUUAUUGAGAGGCUCAUGUACAGGUUUGAUAGCAAGAGAUUUUGCAGAGAUUGCAGAAGGAAUGUGAUUCGUGAGUUCAAGGAGCUAAAGGAGCUGAAGCGCUUGAGGAGGGAACCUCGCUGCACUAAUUGGUUUUGUGUUGCAGACACCGCAUUUCAGUAUGAGGUAUCUGAUGCCACAGUACAAGCUGAUUGGCGCCAUACUUUUGCUGACACUGUUGGUACAUACCAUCAUUUUGAGUGGGCAGUUGGAACAGGCGAGGGAAAAUCAGACAUUCUGGAAUUUGAAAAUGUUGGCAUGAAUGGGAGUGUGAAGGUCAAUGGUCUAGAUCUCGGUGGUUUAAGUGCAUGCUACAUUACCCUGAGGGCUUGGAAACUAGAUGGCCGUUGCACCGAGCUUUCUGUAAAAGCUCAUGCAUUGAAGGGUCAAGAAUGUGUUCACUGUAGGCUUAUUGUCGGAGACGGCUAUGUAACAAUCACAAGAGGAGAAAGUAUUAGAAGAUUUUUUGAGCAUGCUGAAGAGGCAGAGGAAGAAGAGGAUGAUGAUUCCAUGGACAAAGAUGGAAAUGAACUGGAUGGAGAAUGCUCCCGUCCGCAAAAACAUGCGAAGAGUCCUGAACUUGCUCGAGAAUUUCUACUAGAUGCUGCAACUGUUAUUUUCAAGGAACAGGUGGAAAAAGCAUUUAGAGAAGGAACUGCUCGUCAAAAUGCACAUAGCAUCUUUGUUUGUCUUGCACUAAAACUGCUGGAAGAGCGAGUUCAUGUUGCCUGCAAAGAUAUAAUUACUCUUGAAAAGCAGAUGAAGCUUCUAGAAGAGGAAGAAAAAGAAAAGCGUGAAGAAGAAGAGCGCAAAGAGAGGAGAAGAACAAAAGAAAGAGAGAAAAAGUUGCGAAGAAAGGAGAGGUUGAAAGGGAAAGAAAAAGACAAAGAUAUGGAAUGUUCUGAAGUAAAUGACAUUCCUGCUCUUGAUGUUGUCUCAAAGGAAGAAUCAUCACUACAUGCUGAUGAGGAGCCUAAUAGUUCCAUUAGCUGCAAGGAUUCAGUUAUUGAAGCUGAUGAUCAGAUUCUAUCUAGGCCUGGAUCUCCUGAGACACGUGAUGAACAGUUCCAAAAAGAUUUUAUCAUUUCAAAAAGUGAAGACCACUGUUAUGAUAGUCCUGAUGGUGAAAUCACCAAUGGAAGAGGUGAUAGUGGUUCUUUUACAGUUGAGCAAUCAAAGUUUUCACGACGGAGAUUAAAAUAUAGGAGAGAAGCUCAACUAGAUGCAUCUUUGAAGUGGUCUGACCGACGCAGAUAUGCUGCUGUUUCAGACUGUGCUUCUGUGGUUAGUAGAUCUGAGUCGAGAUGUAAUGCUGAUAAUUUUGAGACUCCAUCAAGGGUCAUCAAUGGAUCAAAUAGGCAAUUAAGAGUGAAUGGCCCGAAGUCCAAUGGUCGACAUAGUGGUCCUAAGUUUACUGAGAAGUUUCUCUCCCCAAGUAACAGGAUGGGUGACAGAUACGACUUCAAUUCUUGCAGCUGUAACAAAAACACUGAAUAUAGAGCAAAGGUAGAGCCCCAUGUUUCUGCUGCCAGAUUGGGAUGGGAUACUAAAACUGCAAGUAAGUCAGAAUCUGCAUUAGAUAUGUCCAAGCAAUUCUAUCGUGGUAACAGGUAUAACCAAGUAGGAGACUUGCGUGAUAGUUGUGUAAGACCCAAAAGCAAAGUCAAUUAUGGGGACAAUCCUAGUAGAGAUUUGGUUCAUCCCAAGAAAAUUUGGGAGCCCAUGUAUCCUAGAAGUAACUCAGACUCCGAUGUUACCUUGAGGUCAUCUGCUUUCAAGGAUGAAGAUAAAAUCGUGAAGUCACCUGGUGAUAUAUGUACAGGUGAAGAUGGGGUAGAUGCUGGUGAGAUUGAUGUGGAUAAUAACUUGAAGGAAUCAAGAAAAUCCAGCACAGGAAUGGAUGUCAACUGUCAGAGUGGAUUUCAUGCAGGAGCACAGGAUUCUUGCAACUCAACAAAAGCCACUUAUGAGGAGAUUGGAUUAUGCCCUAUCGGUUCUGUACUUAAUUCCAUUGACUCUACAUCAAAAGGAACUUCUGACCCCACUGUCAGCAGUACUUCUAAUUCCGAUAACUGCUCGUCAUGCCUAAGUGAGGGAGAUAGCAAUACAACCUCGUCAAAUCAUGGACAUCAGGAAUCUUCAUCCACAUCAGAUUCAGAAGAUGCCAGCCAGCAAUCAGGAGGAAAGGAAACUUCUAUAUUCAUUCCAAAUGGUUUCCGAGACCAUGAAGUUGGUAUGGAGAAUAAUCAGAGUGCAAAAGGAGAGUCUAUCGAAAGCAGGACACCGAUUGGUCCUUCACUGAGUGGAGCAGGGAGUAACAUUUUGGGGAAUCCAUCAACAAAAAUUGCUCAGAGUUUUGAUAAUGGUUUGUCUGCUGUUAAUGUGGGUUCACAGCAUCAUGGCAUGCUUCCUCCGAUGCAUAACCAAAAUGUACAGUUUCCCGUGUUUCAAGGUCCUUCAACAAUGGGUUACUUUCACCAAAGUCCAGUUUCUUGGCCUGCUGCUCCAGCAAAUGGAAUGCUAACAUUUCCGAACCAUUACUUAUAUGCUGGUCCUCUUGGGUAUGGUAUGAAUGGAAAUUCAGGCUUCUGCAUGCAGUAUCCUGUGCAGCACGUACCUCCCUUGUUUACCCCUGGCCCCGUUCCAAUUUAUCAGCCAGUCAUCAACAGAGAGGAGCCCGCUCAGAUAUCUACCCCGUGUAUGCAAGACUAUCCUAAAGAAGCUAGUACAGAGAGUGUGGAUCCAUCUGGAGCGCAUUCAAGGCAAGCACCACCAACUGGAGAAAGAGCGCACGAUGAUAAUUCUGGAAAAUUGCAUACGAACAAUGAUGGCUUUUCCUUAUUCCAUUAUGGUGGCCCUGUUGCUAAUCCACCAGGAUAUAUGCCUUCGAAAGAACAGACCGUUACGGAUUCUCCCUUAAAAUGUUCGGAUCAUGUUGAGAAUGAUCAGGCGUGUUACAAGGAGGCUACCAUUGAAGAAUACAACCUGUUUGCAGCAAGUAAUGGCAUAAGGUUUCAAUUCUUCUGAGGUAAGAAGGUGUGAGGCGGCUGUUGAGGAAUAUGCAGUCCCUAUCUUCUUAUAUCGAGAUGAAGGUUUGUGGUACUCGGUACUCAAUAAUCUUCCUUUGAAAAAUUCCAAUUUUUAGCUCAAUAGUUUUGCGUUUUUCGAUUUGCCCCAUUGAUUUUUGUUUUUCCUAUAUAGUAGAGAGAAAAAGGUUGGAAGAGUGCGUCAAUGUUUGAAGAGUUUUCUUUUUCGUUUUUUUUUUUAAUUAAUGAAGAAUUUGUUGUUAUGGAAGUUUACUCUUGUAUUUUAGAGCUUGUUUUAGGAUUUUGAACCUCCUAAAGCAUUUUAUUAAAAGAAUUUUCUGGGAUGAUGAAAAUAAUGGAGCUUAUAUGAUGAGGAAUUUAUGUGUUAUGGCUUGAGUGCA